Molecule: messenger RNA, 339 nt
Organism: Fomitopsis serialis
Lineage: Eukaryota; Fungi; Basidiomycota; Agaricomycetes; Polyporales; Fomitopsidaceae
Exons: 2
Coding region: 1-339 (112 amino acids)
Source: RefSeq, a predicted model, not a curated record
AUGACCAGUGAAGUGGGGCCACAGUACAGCAGGUACAGUGCCACUAAGGAGCCUGUGGCUGAGAUUCAAACUCAGCCCAAAACCUCGGCAGCCUGCCUGAUUAGGGCAGAAAAGGGGCUGUUGCACCAAUCAGAGCAGCUCGGCAUCUCUCUCAUGCCGUUCGGAGGUGCAACCGUGCCAACUUUCCGCACGGGUGCACCUCCGAACGGCAUCUGGGCGCUUAGCGCGCGCUUAGUAAGCGAUGUAAGUGCGGACUAUUACUCUGCUUAUAUGGGCUUAUUUAGACCCAGGAAAAAGCGCAAAAAUCAGAGAAUAUUGGAGAUGGACCAGGGAAUGUGA